Molecule: messenger RNA, 3554 nt
Organism: Cajanus cajan (pigeon pea)
Lineage: Eukaryota; Viridiplantae; Streptophyta; Magnoliopsida; Fabales; Fabaceae
Product: kinesin-like protein KIN-5D
Biological process (GO): spindle elongation; microtubule-based movement; mitotic spindle assembly
Cellular component (GO): mitotic spindle; spindle microtubule
Molecular function (GO): microtubule binding; plus-end-directed microtubule motor activity; ATP binding
Source: RefSeq, a predicted model, not a curated record
UAACAGAGACACUACACUCUUUCCUUUUUCUCUCUCCCUCUCUCACUCGCACAAACUAUAUUAACCAUUAAAUAAUUAAAUAAUUGAAUAAAUUUAUUUCUCUCGAAUGUAGAUUCUGACACCACAAAAUUCCACAUGAAUCAAACGCCAUAACCGCAUUCCGAGUUCGAUCAUUGUUUAAUCGUUUUCCAUUUUCACCGUAACUUCGGAAUUCAAUUCCAACUGUUGUGGAUUUUCACUGCAAUGGAGGCUCAGAAUAGAAGAGGAGGAUUGGUGCCGCUGUCGCCGUCGCAGACGGCGCGCUCCGGCGACAAGCCGGCGCGAGAUCUGCGAUCUGCGGAUUCUAAUUCGAGCGGUCACAGCAAGUUUGAUAAGGACAAAGGCGUCAAUGUGCAAGUGCUUGUUCGGUGCAGGCCGUUAGGUGAAGAUGAAGCACGGUUGCAUACGCCGAUCGUGAUUUCGUGUAACGAAGGUAGAAGAGAGGUUUCUGCUGUGCAGAGUAUAGCUAACAAACAGAUCGAUAGAACCUUCGCAUUUGACAAGGUUUUUGGUCCAAAUUCAAAGCAGAAAGAACUGUAUGAGCUGGCAGUAUCUCCUAUUGUGAAUGAAGUGCUUGAAGGCUAUAACUGCACCAUUUUUGCGUAUGGUCAAACAGGGACAGGGAAGACAUACACAAUGGAAGGAGGUGCAAGAAAGAAGAAUGGAGAGUUUCCGAGUGAUGCUGGUGUCAUCCCAAGAGCUGUGAAACAGAUUUUUGAUAUAUUAGAAACUCAGAAUGCUGAGUAUAGCAUGAAAGUAACGUUUCUAGAGCUUUACAAUGAGGAGAUAACAGAUCUUUUGGCCCCUGAGGAGACUUUAAAAUUUGUGGAUGACAAAUCUAAGAAACCUAUUGCUCUAAUGGAGGAUGGAAAGGGGGGUGUGUUUGUCAGAGGUUUAGAAGAAGAGAUUGUUUGCACUGCAAAUGAAAUUUAUAAGAUAUUGGAAAAGGGGUCUGCAAAAAGGCGAACAGCCGAGACUCUUCUUAAUAAACAAAGCAGUCGUUCCCAUUCCAUAUUUUCUAUCACUAUUCACAUUAAGGAGUGUACUCCAGAAGGUGAAGAAAUGAUUAAAUGUGGGAAGCUAAAUCUUGUGGACCUCGCAGGCUCUGAAAACAUUUCACGUUCCGGUGCAAGAGAGGGUAGAGCAAGGGAAGCUGGGGAGAUAAAUAAAAGCUUGCUUACUCUAGGUCGAGUGAUUAAUGCUCUAGUCGAGCAUUCAGGUCAUGUUCCUUAUAGGGAUAGCAAAUUAACAAGGCUGUUAAGGGAUUCCUUAGGCGGUAAAACCAAGACAUGCAUCAUUGCUACAAUAUCACCUUCUAUUCACUGUCUGGAAGAAACUCUUAAUACCUUGGAUUAUGCACACCGUGCCAAAAAUAUCAAGAACAAACCAGAGAUCAAUCAGAAGAUGGUGAAAUCUGCACUCAUUAAGGAUCUGUAUUCUGAAAUUGACAGACUGAAGCAAGAGGUGUAUGCUGCAAGAGAGAAGAAUGGAAUUUAUAUACCACGUGAUCGUUAUCUUCAUGAAGAAGCGGAGAAGAAGGCCAUGGUUGAAAAGAUAGAGCGCAUGGAACUUGAAGCAGAUUCUAAGGACAAGCAAUUGGUGGAACUUCAAGAACUCUACAAUUGUCAGCAACUUUUGACUGCAGAGUUAAGUGAUAAACUUGAAAAAACUAAGAGAAGUCUUGAAGAAACUGAGCAGUCAUUAUUUGAUCUUGAGGAAAAGCACACACAAGCAAAUGCAACAAUUAAGGAAAAGGAAUUUCUAAUAUCAAAUCUUCUGAAAUCUGAAAAAGCACUUGUGGAGCAUGCAAUUGAGCUACGAGCUGAUCUUGAGAAUGCUGCAUCCGAUGUGUCAAAACUGUUUUCUACAAUUGAGCGGAAGGAUAAAAUUGACGAAGGAAACAGAAUACUUAUCCAGAAAUUCCAGUCUCAGUUAGCUCAACAGCUAGAAGAAUUGCACAAGACGGUUGCAGCAUCUGUAAUGCAACAAGAGCAGCAACUGAAGGAAAUGGAAGAAGAUAUGCACUCUUUCGUAUCAACAAAGGCAGAGGCUAUUGAAGAGCUUAAAGUGCGGGUGCGGAAAUUAAAAAACAUGUAUGGUUCUGGCAUUAAAGCUUUGAACAGUUUAGCUGAGGAGCUUAAAGGAAAUAAUCAGUUAACUUUUGAAGAGUUGAAUUCUGAAGUAGCCAAGCAUUCAUAUGCCUUGGAUGAUCUUUUUAAAGGAAUCGCAUUAGAAGCUGAUUCAUUACUAAAUGAUCUUCAAAGUAGUCUCCAAAAGCAAGAGGUCAAGUUAACUGCUUAUGCUCGACAACAGGAAAAGGCACAUGCCAGAGCAGCGGAGAACACACGUUCAGUGUCUAAAAUAACUGUGAACUUCUUUGAGACAUUACACAUGCAUGCGUCCAAUUUGAUCCAAAUUGUGGAAGAAUCACAGUUUACCAAUGAUCAGAAAUUGUACGAACUUCAAAAGAAGUUUGAGGAGUGUACUGCACAUGAAGAAAAACAACUAUUGGAGAAAGUGGCAGAAAUGCUUGCUAGCUCUAGUGCUAGAAAGAAACAACUGGUCCAAAUGGCAGUUAAUGAUCUUCGGGAGACUGCAAACACUAAAAUCAAUAGGCUGAGGCAAGAAACAUUAACCAUGCAAGAGUCCACUUCUUCUGUUAAAGCAGAAUGGAAACUUCACAUGGAUAAAACGGAGUCCAACUAUCAUGAGGAUACUUGUGCAGUAGAAUCUGGAAAGAAUGACCUUGUGGAGGUUCUUCAGUACUGCCGCAAGAAGGCAGAAGUAGGUGCACAACAAUGGAUAAAUGCUCAAGAGUCCAUGCUUAGCCUAGACAAGAGAAAUGCUGCUUCUGUGGAUACUAUUAUUCGGGGAGGAAUGGAAGCUAAUCAUCUCCUUCGAGCCCGAUUCUCAAGUGCUGCAUCAACUACACUUGAAGAUGCUGAAAUAGCAAACAAGGAUAUUAACUCAUCCAUUGAAUAUUCAUUGCAACUUGAUCAUGACGCUUGUGGGAAUCUAAACUCUAUGAUUAACCCAUGCUGUGGUGACUUGAGAGAAUUGAAGGGCGGUCACUUCCACAGAAUUGUAGAGAUAACCGAAAAUGCGGGGAAAUGUCUUCUCAGUGAAUACGCGGUAGAUGAGCCAUCUUGUUCAACACCCAGAAAGAGAACCUUCAAUUUACCGAGUGUUUCAUCCAUAGAAGAACUAAGAACCCCAUCAUUUGAAGAACUAUUGAAAUCAUUCUGGGAUGCUAAAUCUCCAAAACAUGCAAAUGGUGAUGUUAGAUACAUUGGGGCAUAUGAAGCUGCUCAAUCCGUAAGAGAUUCCAGACUUCCUCUUAUAGCAAUUAACUAGGGCAGUCAAAACUCUGUAAAUAGCAUAUUGUUCAAAUGUAAUUCCAUACAAAUUACAUAUUCAUUUAUUGUUUAUUUUGGAAAGAACAAAAGAGAAAGGAAAAAAAAAACGAUAAUAUUUGUGGAGGCAGAAAUGUGUGAAAGAUUACCCUUUUUUAAUUU